UAACAUGGCCGAAGCAUUGGAAAGCCGCACGUCUGAGGACAAAGCGAGUUGUACUCGAGUUUCUGCCAAGAAUAACACAAGAAGGAGAUUUGUCGGAACUAAGUCUAAUGCUGGACAGACGACUGACAAACUCGCAGAAAUAGGAGCAAAUAAGAGAAGAGUUGUUCGUCAGAUUCCAGAUGAGAUUGUAAACAAUCUUGAGCUGCAAGAUGCUGUGAAACAGUUACCUCCUAACUACAAUUUUGAAAUCUUCAAGACAGUGUGGAGGAUUAAAGAAAUAAAUGCUAAAAGAGUGGCAUUACAGUUUCCUGAAGGACUUCUCUUGUAUGCUUGCACAAUAGCAGACAUUUUAGAAAGAUUCACAGGUUGUGAUACAGUCAUCAUGGGGGAUGUCACGUAUGGUGCUUGCUGUGUUGAUGACUUCACUGGUUGUUGUGAUCUUAUGGUUCACUAUGGCCACAGCUGCUUGAUUCCUAUUGACUCAACUAAAGGAAUCAAGAUGUUAUAUGUAUUUGUGGACAUAAAGCUGGAUGCCACACAUUUUGUCAAUACAGUCAGACACAAUUUUGAAGCUGGAAAGUCACUUGCACUUUUGAGCACAAUCCAGUUUGUGACAACACUUCAAGCUGUAUAUCAAGACCUGUGUAAAGAUUAUCAGGUAGAGAUUCUGCAGUGUAAACCAUUGUCACCUGGAGAGAUUCUGGGCUGCACUGCUCCUAGAAUAAAACACAAGGAUGCAUUCAUAUACGAUCCCUAUAGCAAAGUGUUUUCCAGGGAAUAUUACGAUAUUGAUGCCAUGUUUCAAGCGAGGAAAGACGCCAUAACUACAGCAUCAAGAGCUAAGAAAUUUGGACUCAUUCUGAGUACAUUAGGAAGGCAAGGAAGUCCAAAGUGCUAGAGAAGUUAGAAGAACGAUUCAGCAAGGCGGGCCUGGAAUAUGUAAUUGUACUCAUGUCUGAAAUAUUUCCGGGUAAACUUGGAUUGUUCGAGGACGUGGAAGCGUAAGUUGCUUUUCUUUUUAAGAUGUGAAAACUGCUUUCCGUCGAUAAGAUAAGAUAAG
Messenger RNA from Pocillopora verrucosa, 1060 nucleotides. NCBI's taxonomy places the organism in Eukaryota, Metazoa, Cnidaria, Anthozoa, Scleractinia, Pocilloporidae. The record is from RefSeq and is a predicted model, not a curated record.